AUGGCCCCUGCAACAGCAACCAAACUAGGCUACACACCACCAGAUGGAGGCUGGGGCUGGGCUGUCGUCUUUGGCGCUUUCAUCUCCAUAGGAUUCUCCUAUGCCUUUCCCAAGUCCCUCACCAUCUACUUUAAGGAGAUUCAGGAAUAUUUCUUUGUUUCCUACAGUGAGAUUGCCUGGCUGUCCUCAGUCAUGCUCGCUUCUAUGUAUGCAGGAGGACCUGUGAGCAGUUUACUUGUCAACCGUUAUGGCAGCAGACCUGUGGUUAUGGUCGGUGGGCUCAUGGUUAGCACUGGCAUGAUACUUGCUUCUUUUGGCAAGACUAUCGUGCAUCUGUAUCUUUGUGUUGGAGUAAUUGGAGGUUUGGGCCUCGCCUUCAACCUACAGCCGGCGCUGACGAUUAUAGGUACCUACUUCCAGGUCAAAAGGCCACUGGCUAACGGGCUCGCCAUGACAGGUAGUCCAGUUGUUCUGUUCACUCUGGCCCCUCUCAAUCAGUUUCUGUUUGAUUCUUUUGGCUGGAGAGGGAGCUUCCUUAUCCUGGGAUCCAUUGUUUUGAACUGCUGUGUGGCUGGCGCUUUGAUGAGACCAGUCCACAAAAAUGCCCAAUCAAAGACUGAUCCACCAGAAUGCAAUGGGGCAGCUGCUGAGGAAGCUGCUACAUCAGACACCAAAAACCAAGAGGAGAGCAGGAGUCAGGGCUGUGUGCACAAAAUCAUAGAUCCUGCACUUUUCAAACACCGGGGCUUCCUCAUUUAUCUCAUUGGUAAUGUGGUCAUGUUCUUUGGGUUUUUCGCGCCUGUGGUCUUUCUGGCUCCGUAUGCCAAACAUCAAGGGAUUGAUGAAUAUUCAGCAGCUUUCUUGCUCUCUAUUUUUGCUCUGGUGGAUAUGUUUAGCAGACCAGCCACUGGCUUCAUUGGCAACACCAAAUGGAUUCGGCCACGGAUCCAAUACUUUUUUAGUUUUGCAGUUUCAUACAAUGGUGUGUGCCACCUUAUAUGCCCACUGUUACCUGGAUAUGUGGGUCUGGUUGUUUAUGCUGUCUUCUUUGGUUUGGCGUUUGGAAUGCUUUCUGCACUGCUUUUUGAAGUUCUGAUGGACCUCGUUGGAGCGCAUCGCUUCUCCAGUGCAGUUGGACUUGUCACCAUUAUCGAGUGUGGACCGGUGCUUCUUGGACCUCCCCUUUCAGGAGCUCUGGUUGAUAUUUUCGGGGAAUACAAAUACAUGUACUACGCUUGUGGAGUGUUUAUGCUGGUGCCUGGUAUAUUUUUCUUCAUCAUGCAUUACUUCAACUACAAGAAACUGGACGAGGAGCGGAGGGGGACUGUGGCUUUGGAGCUGAGGACUUGUGAUGAGGCAGUGCAACUUAAAAUGAGCCAGGAUGGUGACAGCACAUGA
Messenger RNA from Perca flavescens (yellow perch), 1398 nucleotides. RefSeq names its product solute carrier family 16 member 7 (gene slc16a7). Gene Ontology annotation, cellular component: basolateral plasma membrane. The record is from RefSeq and is a predicted model, not a curated record. Lineage: Eukaryota; Metazoa; Chordata; Actinopteri; Perciformes; Percidae. The coding region runs from base 1 to 1398 and encodes 465 amino acids. The transcript is spliced from 5 exons. Gene Ontology annotation, molecular function: monocarboxylic acid transmembrane transporter activity. Gene Ontology annotation, biological process: transmembrane transport; monocarboxylic acid transport.